This is a messenger RNA of Dermochelys coriacea (leatherback sea turtle), 3954 nucleotides long. It is a transcript of the gene HOMER1, whose product is annotated as homer scaffold protein 1. Gene Ontology annotation, molecular function: G protein-coupled glutamate receptor binding. Gene Ontology annotation, biological process: G protein-coupled glutamate receptor signaling pathway; regulation of store-operated calcium entry. Gene Ontology annotation, cellular component: postsynaptic density; cytoplasm; plasma membrane. The coding region runs from base 1520 to 2587 and encodes 355 amino acids. NCBI's taxonomy places the organism in Eukaryota, Metazoa, Chordata, Testudines, Dermochelyidae. The record is from RefSeq and is a predicted model, not a curated record. The transcript has 9 exons.
CAAGCGGAGGAUGGAGACAGAGCAAGCAGGUGCAGCUGUGGGAAGUGCCGGGGCUACAGAGCACAGGGAGGGCGCGUGCGGCGCAGCUCGCUGGGGACCGUAGGGUGCCCGGCCACGGGGAGGAGGCGGGGCAAGUGCCCAGCCGGGAUCGCUAAGUCGCCGCGGUCUCGCUGACAGAAGAAGCGCCUGGUCCGACACCCGAGGGGUGCGGGAGAAAGAGACGAGGGGGCCGGGGCAAGCAGCGCCUGUUCCCCGGCGCCGACGAACUGCUGUUCCCGGGAGCAAGGGAGGCGGAGAAGGAGCGGAGCUGGAGCGGGGGCGGGUGUGAGGCAGGGGGGAGGUGCGCGGGGAACCGGCGUCUCGGGGGCGCUGGAGCAGGCGGGUGCAGCCCGACAUUGAGCUGCCAGCGGCGAGACGCCAGUCGCCGCGCGACACUGGGAUCCCGCCGCCUUGUGCGGGGCCGGGGGGGAGGGGGGGGUUGCACGGCUCAGUCCCUCGGUCCGUACGGUUCCCCUGCGGCAUAGGGGAGCGGGGGGCGCUGCCGCUCCCAUCCCCCGCUGCCGCUCUCGGUGAUUGAUCCGCCUCUCCGAGCCCGGAGGAAGAUGCUCGCCCGUUCGCUGCAGCAUGAGGCGUGACUGAAAGGACCCGUCCCUGCUGGAAGAGGGAGCGGCGCCCCGCGUCUCCGCGGCCGGGUAGCGGGGCCUCUCUCUCUGCGGGGGAUGUGCCACCGGUGCUCCCGCAUUGCUGCUGCUGCUGCCGCUCUCAGGGAGCCUCAUGCCAGCGCCGGUGAAACGGCUCCCUCCGCCUCCGCCUGCUGCUCGGGAAAAUGAAUCGAUACCCCCCAUCCUGCUGCUGCUGCCGCCGGCGGGGGUGUUAGAGGGAGAAGCGGCGGGGAGCGCUGCGCAUAACGCCGGCCCCAUCCCGCGCUGCACCUGACGUACCCCGAGCUCGCGCUGCCCUGGGGCUUUGCUUACCCGGGGGAUAAACGCUGCUGCAGGCUCCCUCGCCCCCGUGAGAGGCGAGCGUCUCCCCUUCUCCCCGCGCAAGGAGAGGCUGGCUGGCUGUGGGGAGGGGAUUCGCCGUUUGCUGCUACCUCCGAGGCCGUCUCCUCUGGCAGUGGGCUGGAGUUACUCUAGGGCCGGAGAAGACCGUGCUCCGAGAGGAUAUGGGAGAAACCCGCCUCGGGCUUCUUCCUUAGGACGCCUCGGCUCCUUCUCCUUCCAAAGGGGAUUGUGAUUUCUUUGGCUACAGCUCCACAUGCCUACGGACUCCCGUUGUGGGAGGCGCUGACCCGCUAGGGCAGCGCUUCAGCCCUGCUAAUAGGAGCGCGGGGCCACUUGGAUUUCUCCGAAACGCCUGGGAAAAAGUCAAGCCGGGAAACGUGGUGACCCAGACUCGUGUCACCAUCGCUAAGGGAACGUCGGACCAGAGGGGUAGAGAACCAGGUGGUGGAGAGGCGAGGAAAAUCCUCUGGGAAUCGUCUAUAGAGCACCUUCAGUGCAAGCGUCCGUUGGGCAUCAUGGGGGAACAACCCAUCUUCAGCACCCGAGCUCAUGUCUUCCAGAUUGACCCAAACACUAAGAAGAACUGGGUUCCCACCAGCAAGCAUGCUGUUACUGUGUCCUACUUCUAUGACAGCACAAGAAAUGUCUAUAGGAUAAUCAGCUUGGAUGGCUCAAAGGCAAUAAUUAAUAGCACUAUCACCCCCAACAUGACAUUUACUAAAACAUCCCAGAAGUUUGGCCAGUGGGCAGACAGCAGGGCAAAUACUGUCUAUGGCUUGGGAUUUUCCUCUGAACAUCAUCUUUCAAAAUUUGCAGAAAAAUUUCAGGAAUUCAAAGAAGCUGCACGAUUAGCAAAGGAGAAAUCCCAAGAAAAGAUGGAGCUAACAAGUACACCUUCACAGGAAUCAGCAGGAGGGGACAUUCAAUCUCCUUUAACACCAGAAAGCAUUAAUGGAACAGAUGACGAAAGAACAACUCCAGAAGUGACACACAACUCGGAACCAAGGGCUGAACCGACCCAGAAUGCAUUGCCAUUUACACAUAGUUCGACAAUCAGCAAGCACUGGGAGGCUGAACUGGCCACACUUAAGGGUAACAAUGCCAAGCUCACAGCAGCUCUGCUGGAGUCCACUGCCAAUGUAAAACAAUGGAAACAACAGCUUGCUGCAUAUCAGGAGGAAGCAGAACGUCUACAUAAGCGGGUGACUGAGCUGGAGUGUGUGAGCAGCCAAGCAAAUGCAGUCCAUACACAUAAAACAGAAUUAAACCAGACAAUACAGGAAUUAGAAUCCACACUGAAGAAGAAAGAAGAGGAAAUAGAAAGAUUGAAACAAGAAAUUGAUAAUGCCAGAGAGCUUCAGGCACAGAGGGACGCUUUGACCCAGAAGCUCCAGGAAGUAGAAAUUCGAAACAAGGACCUGGAAGGACAGCUGUCUGAUCUAGAGCAACGUCUGGAGAAAAGUCAGAAUGAGCAAGAAGCUUUUCGCAAUAACUUGAAGACACUUUUAGAAAUUCUUGAUGGAAAAAUCUUUGAACUAACAGAAUUACGAGAUAACCUGGCCAAGCUAAUAGAAUGCAGCUAAAGAAAUGGGAUUUCAGUGCCAAUCAUCUUAAAGAUGCACUGUCUCUCUUCAUAGGACUUUGUUGGGCUCUGCAUCAAAGUUGCACAAAAUUAGAAAAAUGCUCCUCCAAGAGGGCCUAUUUUAAAUUUGAAUAGUAUUUUCAAUGUAAAAUUUAGAAAUCAUCUUGUAGCUAGUUGAAAAAGAAAACACUUGAAUUACAAAUUACCUCCAUGUAUAUUAUUGGCCAUAAAUAACUUGAAGAAAGAUAUUAACAGUAAUUGAAUGCAAUGAUUUUCUGAUUAUUAGCCAGUAGAAGAAUUAGCAGUGUCCCAGGUCACAUCCCCUUUUUGUGUUAGACACAAUGUAGAUUAUCUGCUUUUUUAUUUAAUUAAGAUAUCUAAUUGAUGUGUUUUGUGCAGAAACUUAGUGAUGACAGCCCUGUAUUUUGUUAUAAUCUUAAUAAUUUCUCAGGAUACUUUGCACUGUUGAGAAACCGUGCCAUUACCAAUUAAUUCUUGCCAGGAGUGAGAGAGAAUUGCAUCUUUAAUUGAAACAUAGUUAAUAGAACUGCUUGUAUAGAGUUCUUCCUUUUUUUUAUACUGGAAGAUACUGUAUUUCUUUAUGAAGUUCACUCUGGUGUUCUAUAAUAUUGUCCAGUGUACGGUUUACUUUCCAUAUUAUUUCCAUGUAUUUACAAUGAGAUACUGUCUCCCAUUUUAUUACACAUUUUAAAGUCAACCAAUGAAGGUAGGUGAGUUCCUCCGAAAAAAAUAUUUUUAAAUUUAAAAUUUGACAUGCACAGAUAAAUAUAGGUAGCCAGUCAUUUAUUGUCUGGCGUUAUUAAACAUCAAAUAUAAUUAGAACGUGCAGUUACUUGAAGAUGUUUUAUUAGCCUAUUUUGCAAGAAAUCUUUUCUGAAUGAUCAGUGCAUUUCAGUUUUGUGUAAUAAUGCCUAGUGGAGAACACUGUUUAUUGAUCAUGUUAGGGAUAUAGAGCUAUUACAAGGGGAUUACCUUUGCAUUGAAAUUGCCCAGCCAAGAGAAAUGUUUCUGGAAGCUGUGUAGUCAUAGCAAAUUGAAAUGGAGACAUGUUUUCUCUAUAUAGUUCUUCACACCACAUUUUAUCAAAACCACACCAGGCAAUAUUCUGAACUGUUACAUAGUUGUUUAAAAAGAGGAUUCACUUAUCCUCAGUAAAUGGAUUUGAAAGUUGUUUUGAUGUAAUUUUAACAGACUUUUGGCAAACAUGCAUUUCUCUAUACAAUAUAUUUAUUUUAAGAAAAGUCAUUGAAAGGUAAGCCAAGUGUCAUAUGUUUGCUUAUUGAAUGGGAAGUGCAUCAAAGUAUGUUGUUAUCAUAAAUUGCCUGCAAUGUUGGAGAGGGUUUUUUU